CGAGGCUCCCGUGUCGCGAGCGGGGGGCGGGGAGGGGUGACAGCCGGCACGUCCAGUCCCACCCCGGCCCCGCUUGCAAACUUCCCAGCUUCGGGGAGACGCGGGCUGGGCGGAAGCCCCCCCCCACCCCCGUCCUACGAUCGCCUCCGGGAGGCGAAACAGCGCCUGUUUGUUUUUAAAAAUCGGGGAGUGCGUGCAGGGCGACCGGAGUCCCCGAGGCCAACGAAGAGGCCGGAGACCGAGCCCCGAGUUAGGCUCUAGGACCUUGUGAAGCACCAUGAACGGGGACGUGUAGCCGAGCCAGCGGUUUUCUUCCCUUGCCUGACCCCAGAACAUCUUGCUCUACCCUUCCUGGCUUCGGACCUGCGACCAGGAUUCCAGCAGGGCUUUUUUCCCCGGGAUAUGGACAGCUGGUGAAGGAGGUCUCAUUUGCCAGGGCUCAGUUGGCCACACCAUGAACCUCCAGGCCCAGCCUAAGGCUCAGAAUAAGUGCAAGCGUUGUCUCUUUGUCGGGGACCAGGAUCCAGCUUCGAAGGAGCAGCCACCGCCCUUGCAAGCCCCACAGCAGUCCCUCAGGGUGAAGGAGGAGCAGUACGGAGCCCACGAGGGUGCCACGGGGCCUGUCUCCACCUCCCAGCCUCUGGAGUUGCCGCCUCCCAGUAAUUUGGCUCUGCUGAAUUCUGUGGUCUAUGGGUCUGAGCGGACCACAGCAGCCAUGUUGUCCCAGCAAGCACAGCCCGGCUCAGUAAAGUGGCCCAACUCUGUGAUGGCUCCCGGAAGGGCUCCCGAACGUGGAGGGGCUGGUGGCAUCAGUGACAGUGGCUGGCAGCAGCAACCUGGGCAGCCCCCGCCCCACCCCACGUGGAACCAUUUGUCCCUCUACAGUGGACCCAAGGGGAGCCCUCAUCCCAGCGUGGGGGUGUCUCCCUAUUACAGCCACCCCGAGGCACUGAAGGGGAACAAAGCAGCGGGCCCCCAGCUGGACCACUAUGGAAACGCAUUGCGGCCCAUGAUGCCCCAGAAGGUGCAGGUGGAAGUGGGGCGGCCCCAGGCAUCCCUAAACUCUUUCCACACGGCCAAGAAACCCCCGAACCAGGCACUGCCCCUGCAGCCUUUCCAGCUGGCAUUUGGCAACCAGGUGAGCCGGCAGGUCUUCCGGCAGGGACCGCAGCCCUCCAACCCCGCUACUGCCUUCCCGCCUCAGAAGCAGCAGCAGCAGCAGCAGCAGCAGCAGCAACAGCAGCAGCAGCAAGCAGCUCUUCCUCAGAUGCAGCUCUUUGAGAACUUCUACUCCAUGCAGCAGCCAUCCUCUCAGCAGCCCCAGGACUUUAGCCUGGCACCGGCUGGGCCACUGGGGCAAUCCCACCUGGCCCAUCACAACAUGGCCCCCUACCCUUUCCCACACAACCCGGACUUGAACCCAGAGCUGCGCAAGGCCCUCCUGCAGGAGUCCGCCCCACAGCCUGUGCUACCUCAGCCCCAGAUCGCCUUUCCCCGCCGCUCCCGCCGCCUCUCCAAGGAGGGAAUCCUGCCUCCCACCACCCUGGAUGGGGCUGGCACCCAGUCUGGGCAAGAGCCCACGGGCAGUCUGUUCUUACAUCACUGGCCCCUGCAGCAGCCACUGCCGGGCUCCCUGGGGCAGCCCCAUCCUGAAGCGGUGGGAUUCCCGUUGGAACUGAGGGAGUCUCAGCUGCUGGCUGAUGGGGAGAGACUGGCUGCCAAUGGUCGGGAGGCUCCGGUGUUGGGUAGUGAGGAGGGCAUGCGGGCAGGGGCCCCCGGGGACUGUGGGCAGAUGAUACGCAGUGGGGUGAUUCAGAGCACAAGGCGGAGGCGCAGGACAUCUCAGGAGGCCAAUUUGUUGACGCUAGCCCAGAAGGCCGUGGAGCUGGCCUCUCUGCAGACCGCCAAGGACGCCAACGGCUCGGAGGAGAAGCGGAAGAGUGUACUGGCUUCGACUACCAAGUGUGGGGUGGAGUUUUCUGAGCCUUCCUUAGCUGCCAAGCGAGCACGGGAUGAGAGUGGGAUGGUGCCCCUCAUUAUCCCAGUGUCUGUGCCCGUGCGGACUGUGGAUCCCACCGAGGUGGCCCACGCUGGAGGUGUGGACGAGGAUGGGAAGGGUCCAGAACAGAACCACCCCGAGCACAAGCCGUCGGUCAUUGUCACUCGCAGGCGGUCCACCCGAAUCCCGGGAACAGAGGAUCCAGCUCAGGUUGAGGACCUGAACGUCAAGUUGGAGGGGGAGCCUUCCAUGCGGAAACCAAAGCAGCGGCCACGGCCUGAGCCCCUUAUCAUCCCCACCAAGGCAGGCACUUUCAUCAACCCUUCUGUCUACUCCAACAUCACCCCCUACCAGAGCCACCUGCGCUCCCCUGUCCGAAUAGCUGACCACCCCUCUGAGCGGAGCUUCGAGCUGCCCCCUUACACGCCACCCCCCAUCCUUAGCCCUGUGCGUGAAGGCUCCGGGCUCUACUUCAAUGCCAUCAUAUCCACCAGCAGCAUCCCAGCCCCUCCUCCCAUCACACCGAAGAGUGCCCAUCGCACCCUGCUCCGCUCUAACAGCUCUGAAGUCACCCCACCUGUCCUUUCUGUGAUGGGAGAGGCCACCCCUGUGAGCAUCGAACCACGGAUCAACGUGGGUACCCGGUUCCAAGCGGAAAUCCCCUUGCUGAGGGACCGAGCUCUGGCAGCUGCAGACCCUCACAAGGCUGACUUAGUAUGGCAGCCUUGGGAGCACCUGGAGAGCAGCAGGGAGAAGCAGAGGCAAGUGGAUAACCUGCUGACAGCUGCCUGUUCUAGCAUUUUCCCUGGUGCUGGCACCAACCAGGAGCUGGCCCUGCAUUGUCUGCACGAGACCAGGGGAGACAUCCUGGAAACGCUGAAUAAACUGCUACUGAAGAAACCCCUGCGGCCCCACAACCACCCACUGGCAACGUAUCACUACACAGGCUCUGACCAGUGGAAGAUGACUGAGAGGAAGCUGUUUAACAAGGGCAUUGCCAUCUACAAGAAGGAUUUUUUCCUGGUGCAGAAAUUGAUCCAAACCAAGACUGUGGCCCAGUGUGUGGAGUUCUAUUACACCUACAAGAAGCAGGUGAAAAUCGGCCGCAACGGGACUCUCACCUUUGGCGAUGUGGAUACCAGUGACGACAAGUCAGCCCAGGAGGAGGUUGAAGUAGACAUUAAGACUUCCCAGAAGUUCCCAAGGGUGCCUCUUCCCAGAAGAGAAUCCCCAAGUGAAGAGAGACUGGAGCCCAAGAGGGAAGUGAAGGAGCCAAGGAAGGAGGAGGGUGAGGAGGAAGAGGUGCCAGAAACCCAGGAGAAGGGGGAGCAGGAAGAGGGGAAAGAGCGCAGCCGGCGGGCAGCUGCUGUCAAAGCCACGCAGACACUACAGGCCAAUGAAGCGGCCAACGACAUCUUCAUCCUCCGGAGCCACGAGUCCAAUGCGCCUGGCUCUGACCCCGCCGGCGGGGCCCCGGAGAAGACCCGCGAGGGGCCCGGGAAGCCCCGCAGGUCGCUACCUUUUACGGAGAAGAAGAAAAAACCGGAGACAUUUAAUAAGACCCAGAACCAGGAGAACACGUUCCCUUGCAAAAAAUGCGGCAGGGUGUUUUUCAAGGUGAAGAGCCGCAGUGCUCACAUGAAGAGCCACGCGGAGCAGGAGAAGAAGGCGGCGGCGCUGAGGCUCAAGGAGAAGGAGGCCGAGGCCGCCGCCGCCGCCGCCGCCGCUGCCGCCGCCGCCGCCGCCGCGCACCCGCCGGCGCUGCGCGACGAGAGCGGGGACGGCGACGGCGAGAAGGGCUGAAGGCCCGGAUGGAUCCUUCCGCUGCGCUGCCCGGCCUCUCUGCCCCCCCCUGGGAGCCAGGAAAGGGUCACGUGGACUUUUCUCUGCAAAACAAAGGCGACCGUGAAUAAAACGAGGCUCUUGUAUUUACCGAGGCCCCCAGGAGCUGUGUUAAAGGGCUGCAGGAUCCAGUUCUCCUCGCGUCUGGCCUGUCCGACGUCGUGAAAUUGUUCUGCCCUCCUGGAGCCUUGAGAGCCCUGGACCCCUGGAGGAGUGGGGCGGGGGGUG
Molecule: messenger RNA, 4069 nt
Organism: Jaculus jaculus (lesser Egyptian jerboa)
Lineage: Eukaryota; Metazoa; Chordata; Mammalia; Rodentia; Dipodidae
Gene: Mideas
Product: mitotic deacetylase associated SANT domain protein
Exons: 13
Coding region: 455-3802 (1115 amino acids)
Biological process (GO): regulation of transcription by RNA polymerase II; negative regulation of DNA-templated transcription
Cellular component (GO): transcription regulator complex; histone deacetylase complex
Molecular function (GO): transcription corepressor activity
Source: RefSeq, a predicted model, not a curated record